AUGGUCGGUCUCGGUGAGUCCGUCGCCAGAAUCCCUCGAGCCCGUUUGUCCAGUUCGUCCGGUUCGUCCAGUUCGUCGGACGUGGGUGCUGGGUGGAGGGAGUCCAGGUCCAGCCCGGAUGAUCAUGAUAGCCCCUCCUGGACUGCCCCUCCCACUCUGGGGGACCUUGUUUACAUGCUGAUGGUCCAUGGCGGAUCUCUGUCGCAUCAAACCAGCAUGCUGGCGGGGCCCACGAUCCCACCAACACACAACAACGGACCUUUGUUCGAGGGCGAUGCAGUUCGAGGGGAAUUCCCUCUGCUGAUUGGAGGAGAGGCCCUGGCAAAGACCACCGGCCGUCAGUGGAGGAGACGCUGCGACAAAAAGAUGCAGACGCAGGCAGAGGAGGGGUUCUGGGAGAAGGAGGGGGAGAAAUAA
Messenger RNA from Penicillium oxalicum, 417 nucleotides. RefSeq lists its product as uncharacterized. Lineage: Eukaryota; Fungi; Ascomycota; Eurotiomycetes; Eurotiales; Aspergillaceae. Bases 1 to 417 code for a protein of 138 amino acids. The record is from RefSeq and is a predicted model, not a curated record. The transcript is spliced from 2 exons.